GAGGAGGAGGAGGUGGAGGAGGUGGAGGAGGAGGAGUGUCCAACUCUAGCCACCGUUAAGAUAAAAAACACUUGUUUUAUCAAGUAUCACACCAGUUGCAUAUUUAGCAGUAGAAGAAGAAGAAGUAGGGGCAGAAGUAGUAGAAGAAGACAGAAAUAAUAGAAGAAGACGAAGAAGAAAUUUAAGUAGUAGUAGAAGAAGAAGAAAUUUAAGUUGUAGUAGUAGAAGAAGAAGGAAUUUAAGUAGUAGUAGAAGAAGAACAGGACUUUGUGUUUAAGUGUUUUGGCUUGAAGGAAUGCGGGACAAAGCUGAAGUUGUCGAAGCUAGUGAAACAGAACCGGGCUCGGUUCGGCAGUAGGUGCCCGUGAAAUGCUGCUUCUCCUGGCAUGAAACUCCAACUUUAUACCUUUAGAGAGGAAGCGACACGAUGGCAACCUGCGGAAGAAGAAACCGACCCAAGUUACUCUUCUUCCUUUUCGGAGUCACUUUAGUGGGAUAUUUAAUUUUCUCCAGACAUAACUCCCGGGACGUGAACGUGACGAAUCGACGAGAGGUCCCCAGAGGAGGAGGAGGAGAGGUGGACGAUGAGGAGCUGAAGAAGCCCGUGUAUGAGAAGCCCCCCUUAGAUUUAAAUGCCCUGGGGGAAAUGGGCAAAGCUGUCAAACUGAAUCUGAACGAAGAGGAGAAAAGAAAAGAAGAGGAGAGCAUCAAAAAGCACCAGAUUAACACUUAUGUCAGUGACAGGGUGUCACUCCACCGUAGGCUGCCGGAGAGAUGGAACCCACUUUGCAAAGAGCUGAAGUAUGACUACAGGUCUUUACCCACUACCUCAGUGGUGAUCGCUUUCUACAAUGAGGCCUGGUCCACCCUUCUGAGGACGGUCCACAGCGUACUGGAGACAUCCCCGGACAUCCUACUUAAAGAGGUGGUCCUGGUGGAUGACUACAGUGAAAGAGCGCACCUGAAGGAGCCGCUGGAACAGUAUAUCGCAGGUUUAAGGAAGGUGCGUCUGAUCCGGGCCACCAAGAGGGAGGGUCUGGUGCGGGCCCGGCUGCUGGGGGCGUCCAUCACCACCGGGGAUGUCCUGACCUUCCUGGACUGUCACUGUGAGUGUCACGAGGGCUGGUUAGAGCCCCUCCUUCACAGGAUUAAAGAGGAACCCAAAGCCGUUGUCUGUCCUGUCAUUGAUGUGAUUGACUGGAACACCUUUCAGUACUUGGGGAAUUCUGGCGAACCUCAGAUCGGAGGUUUCGACUGGCGCUUGGUCUUUACGUGGCACGCUGUUCCAGAGUAUGAACAGAAACGCCGACGCUCUCCCACUGAUGUCAUCAGGUCUCCUACUAUGGCAGGUGGUCUGUUUGCAGUGAGGAAGGACUAUUUCCAUUACCUGGGGACAUACGACACAGGAAUGGAAGUGUGGGGAGGAGAGAACCUGGAAUUUUCCUUCAGGAUUUGGCAGUGUGGGGGCAGCCUGGAGGUCCACCCGUGUUCCCAUGUGGGCCAUGUGUUUCCUAAAAAGGCACCCUAUGCGCGGAACAAAGCUUUGGCAAACAGCGUGAGAGCCGCCGAGGUCUGGAUGGACGAGUAUAAAGAGGUGUACUACCAUCGAAACCCCCAUGCACGCCUGGAGGCCUUUGGAGACGUGACGGAGCGGAGGAAUCUCCGGCAGAAGCUGGGCUGUAAGAACUUCAGGUGGUACUUGGACAACGUCUACCCCGAUAUUCACGUCCCGGAGGAUCAGCCCGGCAUGUUUGGAAUGUUGAAGAACCGGGGUAAGACCAACUACUGCUUUGACUACAACCCUGGAGAUGAACACUCAGUGACUGGCAAGAGGGUCAUCCUUUACCCCUGCCAUGGCAUGGGUCAGAACCAGUUUUUUGAGUAUUCCAUGGAUGGUGAGAUCCGCUAUAACACAAGGGAACCUGCUGGAUGCAUUGUAGGUGACAACAUCAGUACCUACUUGUCCGUACACCUUUGUAGGAAACGAGGACAACCUUUACCACCAGACCAGAAAUUUAUCCUCCGAGAGGAUGGAAGCCUGUACCACGUGAGCAGUCAGAAGUGUGUUCAGGCUGUAGAUAAGACUGACAACGGAACACCCGCCCCCUCACUCCAACCCUGCUCUGACAAUGCCCACCAACAGUGGUACUUUGAGGAGAAAAUGUAGUAGUACCACCCAAAAAUCUGUUUUCAUUCAGGACCCCUAUCCCGUGGAAGGAUAUAGGUGAACCGAACAUUGCUAAAGGAUUUUGUACAAGUUUUCCUUCACCUUAAAGGGUCCAAAUGCAGGAAGUCACACUCGACAAUAACCUGCUUAAUGUAAAGCUGGAUGUAUUGUCAAGCUACACUGAAAAAGUCUUUUUCAGGUACUCUGUGACUAGGAAGGAUUUUUUCCAAGAUGCUGUGGCUGGGAAACGGUAGUCUCCUGGAGUGUACCUUAUUUUAUUUUCUGUUUUUCUAAUUAAGGAGAAACUGGAGUAUUACUUACAAUAUGCUGGCAUUUGUACACUCUAAUGUUUGGAAGUCACUUUUAAAAGAUGAUCUCAGUUUGCUCUCUUUACUCGGAGAGAUGCUGGAAAAAACAUUAACUGCUGUUUCCUUCUUUAAGUAAACCCAGAGGCUCUUAGGAGCUACACUCCAGCAUUUCACUGGUGUUCCACAAGUGCCAUAAUGAGGCAUUUAAUGUUAUUUUUUUCUUUUCCAGUAGAGGGCAUCAUUGCUCCUUUCAUCGAGUUCCUUUCUUGCACUGCGUUCCCUAUUUGUCAUGUGAAAGUGGGACAAAUGUUCAGGUAUUUUGUUAAGAACCUUUUCCGUAUAUUUCGAGUGCUUGCUCCUCUUUUCAUACCAGCGGCUUAGAAAAAAGCUGUAGAUCACAGGCAUUAUGUGAGUACCUAGUACCUCUUCAACUAAACCACCUGACUACUGAUAACAGGAGGCACUCCAGUCUCAUUCCCUUGUGCUUUGAAUGAAGUCAUUUUUGCAAUGCAAAUUGAACUUAAGUAAAAUGAUGUAGGUCAUUUUACUUCAUUUGGUGUCAACUAUAUUUGUUUUUAAAUUAUACUUUUUUUUUCUAGA
Messenger RNA from Sphaeramia orbicularis (orbiculate cardinalfish), 3075 nucleotides. RefSeq names its product UDP-N-acetyl-alpha-D-galactosamine:polypeptide N-acetylgalactosaminyltransferase 12 (gene galnt12). Gene Ontology annotation, molecular function: polypeptide N-acetylgalactosaminyltransferase activity. Gene Ontology annotation, biological process: protein O-linked glycosylation. The coding region runs from base 428 to 2167 and encodes 579 amino acids. Gene Ontology annotation, cellular component: Golgi apparatus. The transcript is spliced from 10 exons. The record is from RefSeq and is a predicted model, not a curated record. NCBI's taxonomy places the organism in Eukaryota, Metazoa, Chordata, Actinopteri, Kurtiformes, Apogonidae.